GUUUGGUGAAGCCCUAAUUUACGCGGACAAAUCUCUGCAUAGUCCGCUGAGAGAGGGAACUGAGCGCAGACGUGCGGAGCAGAUGGGUACCGGAGGGUCAUGAGUCAGAGCCAGGAAACGCACCACACUGGGCUGUGGAGUCUUUUUGUCAGUCACUUAUGGCAGAGAUGGCAUCUUCCAAAUAUAAGGUGUCCCUUAAGAAAAAGCUCAGCUCAGAGCUCAGCGUGGUGGUCAGCAGUCUGAGGAAGGAGCGUGGCCACCUGAAGCAAACACUGGCUGAGCUGUCGUGUCAGCAUGCACAACUGUACCGGCUAGUGGAGAGGGUGCUCUCUCUUGAAACUGUCCGACAGGGGAGUUGUCAGCAUCACGAGGUCAAAGACCAGAGGACUGCUUCGGCGUCAGAGCGCUGCAGCGAGAGAGGUGGCAGCCUGGCGGAGGGGGGGGGCAUCACCUGCGAGGUGGAACAACUCAGGAGCCAGAUUGCGAACAUGUCAGCAAGAUGCCAGCGUCUCGAGAAGAAAGUGGCAGGAAAGAAGUACCUCAUGCCAAAUUCACAGGGUUCCACUACCAGUGUAGAAGAGCUCCAACACCUGCUAAGAGAUGCCUUGGAGAAGAACAAGCACUGGCUGGAAUAUGACCAGCAUCGAGAGGCCUAUGUGAGGGGAAUUCUGGACAGAAUGUUAUGGCUGGAGAAGCAGCUGAACGAAGCCAAUCAAGCCCGUUCAAUGGAACACAAAGAAGACCAUUCAGAUGAGAAGAAGGAACUAGUUGAGAUGCAGGAGCUCUAUGAAACGUUCUUGCACAAAGCCAAAGACGACCUGGAGGAGCUCAGGAAGGAGGUUGACUUGACACACAAGAGCCUGGUUGAAAUGAGAGAAAUGAGUUUGUUGGAAGAUCACUGCUGCUUUGAGAAUGAAGAUCAACAGCUGAGAGAGCUCCAGUGCAGGCUGGAUGUGGUAAAACGCAGAUCAGCAAACUAUGAGCUUCAGGCAAAUCUCAUUCAGAAAUGUAUGUUAAAUCGACAUCAUGAAGACCAGGAGAGAAUUGCGGACCUGGAGCGACAGAUGAAGAUUUCAUCACAGGACCUUGAGGAUGAGAAGCAGGAUUGUUCCUAUUUAAAGAAGCAAAUGAUCAGAGUCCUGAAGACGCUACAAAAAACUAAAAAGCGUGUGACAAAAGAGUCAAAGAGAGAACAAGAGGAUCCUCCCUCCUGUGAAGAGGCACAGCCACCCUCCCAGCUGUCCAGACAGAACGUUGCAUCCUCCUCCUGCAGCAGCUUCUUGAAUGAAAGCUUCCUGGAAUGCCCGGGCUGCCUGGCUGAGUACCCUGCAAGUCACUACAGGGAACUCAUGAACCACAUGGAAAUUUGUCUUGACUGAUCUGCACUUUAAGCCUCAAAGGUUCUGUGUCAUUUAAAUGAGGAAUUAAUUUUGACUCAUACUGUUAAACACAAGUUAUCUUAAUAAAGGUCACUGUUCAGCUGC
Molecule: messenger RNA, 1484 nt
Organism: Betta splendens (Siamese fighting fish)
Lineage: Eukaryota; Metazoa; Chordata; Actinopteri; Anabantiformes; Osphronemidae
Product: centrosomal protein of 55 kDa-like
Exons: 9
Coding region: 159-1379 (406 amino acids)
Biological process (GO): mitotic cytokinesis; regulation of phosphatidylinositol 3-kinase/protein kinase B signal transduction
Source: RefSeq, a predicted model, not a curated record